Messenger RNA from Staurois parvus, 303 nucleotides. The record is from the annotation of a GenBank genome assembly. Lineage: Eukaryota; Metazoa; Chordata; Amphibia; Anura; Ranidae.
AUGGACACUCCCGAGGCACCCUCUAAAAUUAUGGACAGUCCUGAGGCACCCUCUAAAAUUAUGGACAGUCCUGAGGCACCCUUUAAAAUUAAGGACAGGACAGUCUUGAGGCUCCCUCUAAAAUUAUGGACAGUUUCGAGGCACCCUCUAAAAUUAUGGACAGUCUCAAGGCACCCUUUAAAAUUAUGGACAGUCUCAUGGCACCCUUUAAAAUUUUGGACAGUCCCAAGGCACCCUUUAAAAUUAUGGACCGUCCCGAGGCACCCUCUAAAAUUAGGGACAGUCCCGAGGCACCCUUUAAAA